Messenger RNA from Melanotaenia boesemani (Boeseman's rainbowfish), 6754 nucleotides. It is a transcript of the gene ptpn4a, whose product is annotated as protein tyrosine phosphatase non-receptor type 4a. The transcript has 27 exons. Gene Ontology annotation, molecular function: cytoskeletal protein binding; protein tyrosine phosphatase activity. The record is from RefSeq and is a predicted model, not a curated record. The coding region runs from base 541 to 3636 and encodes 1031 amino acids. Gene Ontology annotation, biological process: protein dephosphorylation. Lineage: Eukaryota; Metazoa; Chordata; Actinopteri; Atheriniformes; Melanotaeniidae. Gene Ontology annotation, cellular component: cytoskeleton; cytoplasm; cytoplasmic side of plasma membrane.
GCUGCAAGGCAAGCAGGCAGGCAGGCAAAGCAGCUGCAGAGGGAUCAGGGAACGUUGGCAACAACGGGCAGAUCCAUGUUGGGAAAGUCAGUCCCGAAAGAAUCUGCCUGUUCUGUGAAUUGACACUUUUCAUGUCUAGCCUCUUUAUCGACCACACAUUGCUUGUUUUUUACGCAUGCGUGGGAUUAUAUUUCUCAUUCUCUCGACCUGAAAUGACUGCUAGGCGCCGUGUCUAGCCAAUGGUUACUGCGGGGGCUCCUGUCUUGUGGAUUAUCCGUCGUCGCCGAGCCAGUCGCAUGGUUGAGCCCGGAGGAGGCCCCUCUCUCCUGGAUGGAUGUGUGUGAAGCAGCGCCGAGUGCCGAGUACUGAUGUAGACGGUGAUAAUGAUGAUGCUCGGGUUUCAUCGGCAGUGGGCGAACUGAUCUUGGAUGUUCGGGCUAUAUCGCCCCUACACAAAACAUUUUCUCACACAGCAACAAAUAUAUUCCUUAAAAGCUGGACGCCCCUGGAGCAGUUUAUGACGACCCUGGUAGGAGCGUGAUGAGCGCGCGCUUCCGCUUGCCUGCUGGCAGAUCCUACAAUGUCCGGGCGACGGAGCUGGAGCGAGACAGGCAGCACACACAGGUUGUGUGCAACGUACUGCUGCUGGACAACACGGUCCAGGCGUUCAAAGUCAGCAAGUCAGAUCAUGGCCAGGUGCUACUGGACUCCGUCUUUAAGCACCUGGAGCUGACCGAGAGAGACUACUUUGGCCUGCACUUGGCUGACGACGGUUCUGAUGCACCACGCUGGCUGGAUCCCAAUAAGCCCAUCAGGAAACAGUUAAAAAGAGGGUCUCCACACAACUUGAGCUUCAGAGUCAAAUUCUUCGUGACAGACCCGGGUAAACUUCAGGAAGAAUAUACACGGUACCAAUAUUUUCUUCAGAUCAAACAGGAUGUAUUAACUGGAAGAUUGCUCUGUCCUCACAACACAGCCGCACUGCUGGCAUCCUACGCUGUUCAGUCUGAGUUGGGGGAUUACAGCGAAACAGAACACAGUUCCGGCUACUUAUCCAACUACUGCUUCAUCCCAAACCCCCCACAAGACUUCCACAAAGAGGUCGCCAAACAUCACCAGCAGCACAGCGGUCUAUCUCCUGCCCAGUCGGAGUUUAAUUAUUUGAACACAGCACGCACGCUGGAGCUCUACGGGGUAGAGCUGCACUAUGCAAGGGACCAGAGUAACACAGAGAUUCUCAUCGGGGUGAUGUCCGCCGGCAUUGUGGUUUACAAAAACAGGAUACGGAUCAACUACUUCCCAUGGUUGAAAAUAGUGAAAAUCUCCUUCAAGUGCAAACAGUUUUUCAUCCAGCUGAGAAGAGAUGGGACGGAGACUCGUGAGACAUUGCUGGGGUUCAACAUGGUCAACUACCGGGCCUGUAAGAACCUGUGGAAGGCCUGCGUGGAGCACCACACCUUCUUCAGGCUGGAGCGGCCCAUCCCCCCACAGAAGAACUUCUUCGCUCAUUACUUCACCCUGGGCUCAAAGUUCAGAUACUGUGGGCGGACAGAAGUGCAGUCUGUGCAGUACGGAAAGGAGAAAGGAAUCAAGGACAGAGUGUUUGCCAGGUCUCCCAGCAAACCACUGGCCAGGAAGUUAGUGGGCGGGACUGACUGGGAGUCAGUCAGCAGAAACAGCCUAUCAGAUGAGAGACUGGAGACCCAGAGUCUGCCCACUCGCUCGCCACCCGGCACACCCAACCAGAACUCGCUGUUUGUACAAGAAGGCACACGACUACGUCCGUCAUCAGUUGGCCACCUGGUUGAUCACGUGAUCCACGCUUCACCCAGCUUACCCGUUUUCUCCUCCAAUCACAAGUCGGCAUCGUCCACGCAGGCCAACAGCAUCAGCCUGGAUUCGACACCGUCUCCUGAUGGGGUGGAUGGCCAGCCUCCAGCUCUGCCCCCGAAGCAGCUGAGCAGGAAGACUCUGAGCCAGAUCAUCCAGGCCCAUUCCCAGCAAAGCCUCCUGGACAACCACAUCAAUGAGAUGUACGAUGUUCCCGUCAACACUGACAAAACCACGUUAAAUGGAGUCGUCCCCCAUGAUAAUCUGGUCCUGAUCAAGAUGAGACCUGAUGAACAUGGACGUUUUGGCUUCAACGUCAAGGGUGGAGCUGAUCAGAAGAUGCCUAUUAUUGUGUCCAGGGUGGCUCCAGGAACAUCAGCUGACCUAUGUGUACCUCGUCUCAACGAGGGUGACCAGGUGGUCUUAAUUAAUGGACGGGACAUCUCUGAUCACACUCAUGACCAGGUGGUCAUGUUCAUCAAGGCCAGCUGUGAGAGCCAUUCUGGAGAGCUCAUCCUAUUGGUCAGACCAAAUGCCAUUUAUGAUGUGGUGGAGGAGAAGACAGACUCUGAGCCUGAUUUUCAGUACAUCCCUGAGAAGUCCCUGCAGGACCCUGCCCAGCUCGACCAUCAUGCUCUGAGGGACUCCAUGGUCACACUGAAGGAAGGCCUGAGCAGCGGAGCCAUACUGGCACAGUUUGAUCAACUGUACAGGAAGAGGCCGGGGAUGACCAUGCUGUGUGCAAAAUUACCUCAGAACGUUUCCAAAAAUCGCUACAGAGACAUCUCUCCUUAUGAUGCCACACGGGUCAUCCUGAAAAGCACAGAUGACUACAUCAAUGCAAACUACAUUAAUAUGGAGAUUCCAGCCUCCAGCCUGAUAAACCGCUACAUAGCGUGCCAGGGCCCACUGCCCAACACCUGCCCUGACUUCUGGCAAAUGACCUGGGAGCAGGGCUCAUCCAUGGUGGUCAUGCUGACUACGCAGGUCGAGAGGGGGCGGGUGAAGUGUCACCAGUAUUGGCCCAACCCGGACAGCAGCGCCACCUACGGGGACUUUACGGUCACAUGCCACAACGAAGAGGGCAACUCUGCUUUCCUUGUCCGCGAGAUGACUCUCGUGCAUACGCAGAGUGAGCAGCAAAGAGAGCUGACUCAGAUUCAGUACCUGGCUUGGCCUGACCAUGGCGUUCCCGACGAUUCCACUGAUUUUCUGGACUUCGUGGCUCUGGUACGGAGCAAACGGGCCGGACAGGACCAGCCGAUGGUGGUGCACUGCAGUGCGGGCAUUGGUCGGACAGGAGUUCUGAUCACCAUGGAGACAGCGUUGUGUCUAAUGGAGUGCAGUCAGCCAGUGUAUCCACUUGAUAUUGUCAGAACCAUGAGAGAUCAGAGGGCAAUGAUGAUACAAACACCUAGCCAGUACCGCUUUGUGUGCGAGGCCAUCUUGAAAGUCUACGAGGAAGGCCUGGUCAAACCACUCAAAACGGCCGUCUACCAGCAGAGAGAAAAGCCAAGAGAUGAGAAGGACGAUGAGGAGGAGAAGAGGGAGCAGCAGAAAGCUGGAGAAGACAAAGAAGAGGCGCUGGCGGCAGCAGAGGGAGGGGAGGCGACCGUGGUGGAGCUGCUGGAGGGAGGACUGGACGAGGAGGAUGACGAUGAUGAGGAAGUGGAGGUGCUGGAUGUGGGAGAAGUAACAGAAGAAGAAGAGGAAGAAGCGGAGGAGCCGAGCGUCGCGAGCGCCACCAGCAUGACGAGCGAGACCAGCGCAAACCCGGAUCCCGACCCCGAUCCUGCUAACCCGUGAUGCCUGACCUGCGGACGUUGUCAGGGGUUACCAGGUGGAGGCUGGAUUUGGAGGGGGCUGCAGGAGAGAACAAAAGCACUGUUGCACUUUAUGCUGAAAAAAAUGGAAAAAGGACAAAAAUACCAGAAAACCAUGAACAAAAAAAUUUAAAAAGAUGAAACAAAGAAAUCCAGCCGUGUGGAAAAGGUACCGUUAGGGGGUCAGAAAUGAUCAGGGUAAAGAAAAGAAGUCUACAACAAAUAAAAAGUUAAAGGUGCGAGAGAAUAAAAUGUGGAUGGGGAAUCGCUGUAGUGCCAUAAGUACAAAGAGGAGGGGCUUCCUCUGUGGAUGAAAGCUCCCCCACCCCUCUUUUUCUUUUGGGUUUUGUUUGCUUUUUUACCCAAAAGGGUAACUUUUUCCCCUUCAGAGCGAGUCUGCCAGACGGACCUGCCUUUUUUUAGUGUCCUUUUAGCUGAUAAAGAGAUGAAACUUAUCUUUUGUUCCUCAGAAAGAGUAUUUAUUGUGUUUUAGUUUGUGUCGAACCCUGUCCACUGAACAAAAAAACAAAAAAAAGCUGUAUGUUUUCUUUGUAUGAGUCUAGAGCUUCAUGCUUUCCUGAUUAAAUCUUAGGUAGUAAAAUAGUGUGACUCCUCCCCCUCUAACUACUUUAUUUCUUUUUUUUUUUUGCUUUUUGUAGGGGGAGGGGGAAAAAAGAAUAGUUAUUUAAUUUAUUGUACUUGGUUUGAUCUUUCUCAGCUUUCUUGUCUGCGUUUUCUGACAGCACAGACUGACAGGUGGACUGCUGAAAGCACUUUGUUUUUCACCUCUUGUUCAACGCUGUGGCAAGUUGGAUACUUUCUCCCGCUUUGUGCUGUGUUUUUGAGCUUACACACUCACACACGUGGCCAUCGUUUGGUUGUCAUCGGUUUACAAUCUUCAGGGCGAAUGUUUACUGGGAAUCUCGCUUUGACUUUUGCAAACAGUCCCAGCAUUGAUCAGUUAUUUGUCACGAGUACCUUUAAAAAUACAAAAAAAAAAUAAGAGAGAGGGAGCAUCCCCGGGUAAACAUGCAGCCUAACCUAAAAUCUUAACAAGGCUGAGAUCAGUUAAAUUUCUUUUGUCAGUUCAGUGUUAGUGCAGCAAGCUUCCUGCUGAAGUGUCCAUGAGCCAGACACAAACAGUGAAGCUCAGUCUCAUGUGAAAAAUCAUCCUCCCUCUGUUUAAGAUGGCUUUAAGUUGGUCCGCUUUACCCAACCCAAAUAAUCCACUCUUCUAGACUGUCAGAUUUUGCCGUCAUCGAUCAGUUCAGAAGUGGUUGAAAGCUGCUAGAAGAUUUAUGCAAUCAGUAUUUGUUUUUCCUCCCACGCAUUUACAGAAGAAUUACGGCAAACUGAUCUUGACUACAGAGCGAAUGAACUCUGACAGCUUCCUCCAACAGCAGGUCAACACAUUUUAAACUUGAAGAAACCGACGUGACCUGCUUAGACUAGCGAUUUGUUCUCCCUGUGAUAUUCCUGAAUGACAUGCUGCCUGAAGCAAGUGUCGGCGGGCGUAUCCGAGUGUCUGCCAGAGAAUAACCCAACAGUUCAAAGAGGCAGCACAAAACAUCCGAUCUAAAUUUCUCUUCAUUUUUAGGAACAGGUUGUUUUUAGGUCAAGAUUUGUAAAAUUAAUGACAGAUAACAUAGUUCUGGGUUUUUAUCUCAAAAGCUUUUUUUUUUUUUAAGUUACUCUAAGUUCAGGUUAACUUAGCCAUUAUGUUUUUUUGGAGUGAGGCCUCUCUGUCAUUUGGAAUGAUGUUUUUCCUUAUCAGCUGCUUCAGUACCUACUGUCAUUGGCUUCUACUAUGGGUUCUGCUGGAAAAAAAAACCUACUGCUGUGUGUAUGUGUGUAUAAUAUGGAAAGAGUGUGUGUUUGUUACCUAAUUUGUCUUAAUGUGUCCGUACCUCUUCUCCUCGUCUACCAUUUCUGACAUGAACUCUGACAUGAUCUGUCUGGUCUGAAGCCUGCUCAUCAUGCCAUAAAACCACAAACCUAAUCUCACCUGAUCUCAUUUAUGAUUAUUAUUAUUAUUUUAACAAGCAGAUUUCCAAAGUCAGGCUGGAUCAUUCACGCUGUGCCCAUACCUCCGUUUUUAGGCUUUUAAAUUAUAAAUUAGACACACGCAGAGGUGAUAUCAACAAGAUUCCUCUUCCAGUUUUUGAUUUUUUCACUUAAUCUCUCCUGUAUUGCAUCACCCUACAAAAAUCAGCUAAACAACCUUCAGUCAUCUCUGCUUAUAGCCCACACAACAUCCACAUUCCAUUAUUCUCACUGUCUCUUCCCAGAUGCCUUUUUUUUGGAUCAUUAUACACGGAUCUCUCUCUCUCUCUCUGCAUGGCCUCCAGGCAAAUGACACAUCUGAGCAGAAUAUCAUGAGUACAGAAGCACAGCUUGUUUUCUACAUGACAAACAAGAGACGAGCCACUCAAUGCCUAAUUAAGAAGUUUUAACUUUCUUUUUCCCCCCUUUAGCUGAUGAGUACAAGUUGCAGAUACUGUAUGAGCUUGUAAUCCUUAAAAAUAAAUUGGAUCAGCUUCUCUUAACUUCUGGGAUAAAUUGAAGGCAAAUAUCUCAAGCUUAAAAAAACAUGAUCAUUCGUUACAAGAAAACAAAACAUAAAACCUUGAAGUGACAAGGUUAAUAAUGGGUUUGUUCAGAGCUGCUACAGUCUCCAAAUUCAGAAAUGAGCUGUUUAUUUUCUGCUAUUGACACCGAAUCGGUACUGUCUGUGUGUUUAGGGUACUGAUCAAAAGUAGAUUGGAGGGGGACCAGAUGUGGGGAAGGCUAAGGUUAGUUGUAUUUUUGUAAAGAUAAUAUCAGUUCUAAUUGGGUAGGGGGAGGACUGCUACGGGAGGGGAGGGGGGAACAAAAAAAAAGAAGCAAACUUAGAGAUAUAAAGCAUUGUUGAAAUGUUCUGUUUUUAAUUUAUCGUUUUUAUUUUGUUUGAAAUAAGACACCUGUAAGGAACAAGGAAAAGAACUCCUAACUACACAGUGCCACUUGUUAAUUUUGUGUAAAUAAUACUAGACCAUGUAAAUACAAUGUUGUAUAUGAAAAAAAUCUUUAAAAUAAAAGGGAAAAUCAUUUGUGAGCAGAAA